GAGACCUCCUGGCUCUGCCCAGGAGCGACUGCAUCGCGGCAGAAGAGCUGUGCCUGUCGGACGCUGCCUGCAACGCCACAUACAGGGCCCUGGAGAACUGUGCCCUGGCCCAGACUCGCCUCCCCGCGCUGGACCGCGGCGGCAGGCUCCGGUGUCUGCGCGCGGAGCUGGGCCUGGGGAACAGCUCGCUGCUGCACUGCAAGUGCCAGCGGCGCAUGCGGAGGCAGGAGCUCUGCUUACGCAUCUUCUGGACCGUUCACUCCAGCGUAACAGAUGGUUAUUUCAAUUUGGAGACCUCUCCCUAUGAGAAUCCAGCAAAUGAAGAGCACUGGAAGACAGAUUACAGUAAACUGGCAGCUCUGGUAUCAGGCUCACAGUUAGCAGGAGAUGCAACAAAUCCAUGCCUGAUAGCAACUCACGUCUGUAAUCUGAGCAAGAAGUGUGUUCGUCUACGCACAGACUAUGCCUCCACCUGCACCAAGGGAGUGGGGAGCGAGGACGCGUGCGACCGUCGCAGGUGCCACAGAGGGCUAAGGAAUUUCUUUGAGAAAGUCCCUGAGGAGUUCACCAAAAGGAUCCUGUUCUGCCCAUGUCAAGAUGAACUUUGCGGAGAACGACGCCGGAAAACUAUUGUUCCUGAUUGCUCCUUCCAGGCUAACACCAAACCCAACUGCCUCUGGCUUCUGGACUCCUGCUUAGAAGACCACAUCUGCAAAUCCCGGCUGGCUGACUUCCAGCAGAACUGCCAACCUGCGGACAUGUCUCCAGAUGGUUGCUCUCAGCACAACCACGCUGCGUGCCUGCAGGCUUACAUGGGGAUGAUUGGCACGCCCAUGACACCCAACUAUGUCAGUAACUCCAGCGUGGAGGUCUCCCUGUGGUGCACGUGUGAGAGCAGCGGCAACCAGAAGGAGAAGUGCGACCAGAUACUCGGCAUGUUUGAGAGCAACAAAUGCCUUGAAAAUGCCAUUUGGUCUCAAAUGCACCUGAAGCAGACAGCUCUAGAAAGACAGGAAGAUGUAUUUUAUUCAUCUUCCCUAAGCUUCCAAGGAGACAGUGCCAGCGCAUCUCUUGCUUCAGAAAUGUCCCAGGUGGCUGAAGGGAAGAAGCACCGAGACAUCUCCAAACACAGCAGUAUGCCCAUGGCCUCCUCUGUAUAUUCUGGAGCUGCUAUUUCUUGGCCAUCUCUGGCUCUGUUCCUGCCCCUGUGGCUGAGCUCACGUUAACUUGGCAUAAAUGGCAUCUUUCCUUCCCAUAUUAUUAAUCUUAUUCCAUAUCCAGGCACCUCCCACUACUGAUU
Mesitornis unicolor (brown roatelo) is the source of this 1300-nucleotide messenger RNA. Its product is annotated as GDNF family receptor alpha-4-like. NCBI's taxonomy places the organism in Eukaryota, Metazoa, Chordata, Aves, Mesitornithiformes, Mesitornithidae. The record is from RefSeq and is a predicted model, not a curated record. The annotation marks the transcript as partial. Gene Ontology annotation, molecular function: signaling receptor activity. Gene Ontology annotation, cellular component: signaling receptor complex; external side of plasma membrane. The transcript is spliced from 7 exons. Gene Ontology annotation, biological process: nervous system development.